Anoplopoma fimbria (sablefish) is the source of this 2032-nucleotide messenger RNA. Its product is annotated as transmembrane protein 198-like. Bases 229 to 1311 code for a protein of 360 amino acids. Lineage: Eukaryota; Metazoa; Chordata; Actinopteri; Perciformes; Anoplopomatidae. The record is from RefSeq and is a predicted model, not a curated record. The transcript is spliced from 5 exons. Gene Ontology annotation, cellular component: plasma membrane.
CAGCGGUGUCGUGUAGUGGUUGUUGGUUUAAUGCCGUCCUGUGAGUUUAAGCAGAGUCGAGGGAGAAGUUGAGAGAAAACCGGUUCCCCUCGUCCUCAGUGCUGCUGGAUGCUCGCUGGUGUUCCUGUUGUCCAACUCAUCGUCACCAGACUGCUCAGAUGGGCUUGAGAUAACGCCACCAGAAGGUCCACCCUUGUGCCGAACUCCAGCCCACCACAUUCACCCAGAAUGGCAGAUCCUACCGGGCUGAGCUCAGAAGGGGCCGGUUUAGGCACGGCCGAGGUCGACGCCUGUAGUUUGGAGAUAGAGAGGAAGUAUGACAUCAUCCCUGCCGUCAUCUGCUCCAUGUGUUGCCUGUUUGGCAUCAUCUACUGCUUCUUUGGUUACCGCUGUUUCAAGGCUGUCAUGUUCCUGUCUGGUCUGAUGUUUGGCUCCGUCAUCAUUUUCUUGCUGUGUCACAAGGAGCAUGUGCUUGACACCCAGCUGAGCGUGGAGGUCAGUGCGGGUAUCGGACUCGGAAUCGGCCUGCUGUGCGGUCUGGUCACCAUGCUGGUGCGAAGCGUCGGCCUCUUCAUGACCGGCCUGCUCCUGGGCCUCCUCCUGGCUCUUGCCGCCCUACUGGUCACCCAGCAGUUCUACACUCCAACCACAGUCUGGGUCCCACUUGGUACACUUCUGGGAACGGGCAUGCUGUUUGCUGUGCUGACACUGCAGUGGCAAAAGCUCUUCACCAUGCUCUCCACGGCUGUGUUCGGGGCAGCUAUCAUGACAGUAUGUGCUGAUUACUUUGUGGAGAUGCUGGUUUUGGCCACGCAUGUGUACGAAUGCUUGCGCCUCACACCCGGACCACCUCUCUGCUGGUACAGCUGGGUCAUUCUGGGCAUCUGGCCUGCCCUCAGCCUCAUAGGAGUACUGGUCCAGUGGAAACUGACGGAUGACAGCUUCUCACACACCGAGGUCGUUAUCAGUCGGAGACAGAAGAGAGUCCAGCUGAUGCGAAUUCGAGAGAAGGACGCCAAGAAGCGACAGCAGGCAGGUGGGCAGGAAGGCACGUACCGCCGUAAACCCACCCCAGUGAAACGUUACGCUGGGGAUCUACUGGCACCGAGCUACCUGCAAAGUCUGCGGGACAGACAGAUGGGCACAGGCACUUCCCUUAGCAGCCUGGGCACUGCCAACCACACCAUGAUCGACUUGGACUAUGACACCGGGUCCACCGCCCCCUUACAGCUACAACCCCAGUGGUCAGGGUCUGAGCAAAAGGGACUACCUAGAGCUCUCUGGUUCUCCAACUUUGUCUUCCUAACGUAGAGUAGAACCAACAAGCUGAUACCCUCAGCUAAGGGUUUAUUGUGCCCUUAAAUUGAUUUGGUGAAAGAGAAUGCUGCUUUUUGGGGAGAAGUGAGAGGUGUCACCUGUUUGGUGAAAGCUAUAAUAUAACCACUACAACUACUGUGUUUCUCAGAGAAACACUUAAAAACAGAUACUAACAAAGUCAGGUCCUCCAUUUUUUUCAUGAUGUAUUAAAUACGUUAAUAGCAAGUACGAGCCUCAAAAACGGAUGUUAUGGUAGUGAAGUGACAAAGCAAUUUUUUAACAUUACAUGUACUGUACUUAAAAAGUUAGUCAUUGCCAUGAAGUGUUGUUAUUACCUGUCUUACCUGUUUAACUGUGUGCUUGUAGGAUUUGUGAAAGUUUAUCAUUAAAUGACUGUGUAUUUGGUUUGGUUUGGUGAGAGAGUAAAAUAUGACGGAUGGAUACAUGUGUGACAAAGUGAAGCAAAAACUAAGUGGUGCAAAAAAAGACUUUGUAUUUCCUGUCAGAAUAGACUAGGUGAAGAAUUUAGACUGUUGUGUAUGCUUGUGAAGUGAACUUUUUACAAGUUAAUUUAUAUAUUGACCAAGUACAUGAUAGGGUUAAAAAAAGGACAAAAAACAAAGCAUGUUUGUUGUUAAUUUGUAGAUUUUUAAAGAAUUAUCCAUUGUGAUGUUUGAAUUUAGCAGGGACAGUGCACUUGUUACCUGAAUCUGUA